CUCGCGACCCCAUUGCAGUGCCUCCUGCUACAAAGGUAGAUCAAGCGACCACUGCGCAUUAGAAUCUUUUUUUUUUUUGCCCCAAUGAAGACCCUUGUGAUUUUUUGUUAUUUCCUUUUAUGUCGCAUCAGCCUUGGUUUGGCAAACCUGCAUCCUUCUGAAGGACCAAGGGAAAUGGCCAACGAUGCUCCGGACUCUGUCAAGGUGUUCGAGGUCUUUUCGUCCCUUGUGCUCAUCGCAGACUCUAGCAACAACUCGCUGCUCGACUGCCUUCAUGCACACCGGUCAGAGUUGAACAUGAAAGCUCACACAGCGACAUAUACUUGGUUCCUUCCGAAGAUUGGACAAACUCUGCCGUUUUACUGCAAAGCAGCAGACCAUGGAGCCAUUACAUGUACAGCCGGAAAUGGGUUCAUGUACCCAUUCCGGGAGAUUGAGUAA
Messenger RNA from Dermacentor silvarum, 441 nucleotides. RefSeq lists its product as uncharacterized. The transcript is spliced from 4 exons. The record is from RefSeq and is a predicted model, not a curated record. Bases 85 to 441 code for a protein of 118 amino acids. NCBI's taxonomy places the organism in Eukaryota, Metazoa, Arthropoda, Arachnida, Ixodida, Ixodidae.